Molecule: messenger RNA, 1844 nt
Organism: Lipotes vexillifer (Yangtze River dolphin)
Lineage: Eukaryota; Metazoa; Chordata; Mammalia; Artiodactyla; Lipotidae
Gene: SLC8B1
Product: solute carrier family 8 member B1
Exons: 15
Coding region: 35-1837 (600 amino acids)
Biological process (GO): calcium export from the mitochondrion; intracellular calcium ion homeostasis
Cellular component (GO): membrane
Molecular function (GO): calcium:sodium antiporter activity
Source: RefSeq, a predicted model, not a curated record
GCCACUAGAGGUGCCAGCUGUUUGGAACUGAAACAUGACAGAAGGGGAAGUGGAGAGUGAGGGCCAGGCCCCUUGGGCACUGAUGGCCAGAGGACUGCUGAAUCUGUACUGGGUGCUCAGCUGGCUCUGUGUGCUGCUGAUGGUGGAGACAGUGUCGGGGGCCGGGGGCCCAUCUGCAGGGACCCGCAUUAGCUUCCAGUUUCCAGCCUCGGGUGUGAACCAGAGCCCCGUGGUAGACUGUCGAGAAGUGUGUGGCCUGAAUGCCUCUAACCGCUGUGAUUUCGUCCGCUCCAACCCUGACUGCCGCAGUGAAGGGGGCUACCUGGACUACCUCGAAGGCAUCUUCUGCUGCUUCCCACCCGACCUCCUCCCUCUGGCCGUCACUCUCUACGCUUUUUGGCUGCUCUACCUGUUUCUGAUUCUGGGAGUCACCGCGGCAAAGUUUUUCUGCCCUAACUUGUCAGCCAUUUCGACCACACUCAAGCUUUCCCACAAUGUGGCAGGCGUCACCUUCCUGGCGUUUGGGAACGGGGCACCGGAUAUCUUCAGCGCCCUGGUGGCCUUCUCAGGUCCGCGCACAGCCGGCCUGGCCUUUGGGGCACUGUUUGGCGCAGGCGUGCUGGUUACCACUGUGGUGGCCGGUGGCAUCGCCAUCCUGCACCCCUUCACAGCAGCCUCGAGGCCCUUCCUCAGGGACAUCAUUUUCUACAUGGUGGCCGUGUUUCUGAUCUUCACUGCACUCUACCGCGGCAGGGUCACGCUGGCAUGGGCCCUGGGUUACCUGGGCUUCUACGUGUUCUACGUGGUCACUGUGGUUCUCUGCACCUGGAUCUACCAAUGGCAGCGGAGGAGAUCCUUGGUCUACUCUGUGCCGGGCACUCCAGAGAUGCUCUCAGGUUCUGAGGAGGAUCGGGUGUCUUCUAAUACCAACAGCUAUGACUACAGUGAGGAGUACCGGCCACUGCUCUUCUGCCAGGAGACCACGGCUCAGAUCCUGUUGCAGGCCCUCAACCCCCUGAAUUACAGGAAGUGGAGGACCAAGCCGGUGUACUGGAGGGCCCUCAAGGUGUUCAAGCUGCCCGUGGAGUUCCUGCUGCUCCUCACUGUUCCCGUCAUGGACCCCGACAAGGAGGAUGGGAACUGGAAACGGCCCCUCAACUGCCUGCACCUGGUCAUCAGCCCCCUGUUCUUGGUCCUGACCCUGCAGUCGGGGGCCUAUGGCGUCUAUGAGAUAGGUGGCCUCUUUCCUGUCUGGGCCGUGGUGGUGAUCGCAGGCACAGCCUUGGCUGCAGUGACCUUUUUUGCCACAUCCAACAGUGAGCCCCCCAGGCUUCACUGGCUCUUUGCUUUCCUGGGCUUCCUGACCAGCGCCCUGUGGAUCAACGCAGCUGCCACGGAGGUGGUGAACAUCUUACGGUCCCUGGGUGUGGUCUUCCGGCUGAGCAACACUGUCCUCGGGCUCACGCUGCUGGCCUGGGGGAACAGCAUUGGAGAUGUCUUCUCAGAUCUCACGCUGGCCCGCCAGGGCUACCCACGGAUGGCGUUCUCGGCCUGUUUUGGUGGCAUCAUCUUCAAUAUCCUGGUGGGCGUGGGGCUGGGCUGCCUGCUCCAGAUCUCCAGGAGCCACGUGGCAGUGGAGCUGGAGCCUGAUGGACUGUUGGUGUGGGUCUUGGCUGGCACCCUAGGCCUCAGCCUCGUCUGUUCCCUGGUCUCGGUCCCACUGCAAUGCUUCCAGCUGAACAGAGUUUACGGCUGCUGCCUGCUGCUCUUGUACUUGACCUUCCUCCUGGUGGCCCUGCUCACUGAAUUUGGAGUGAUUCACUUGAAAACUGUGUGAGUGAAGC